Molecule: messenger RNA, 2139 nt
Organism: Prosopis cineraria
Lineage: Eukaryota; Viridiplantae; Streptophyta; Magnoliopsida; Fabales; Fabaceae
Exons: 3
Coding region: 141-1772 (543 amino acids)
Source: RefSeq, a predicted model, not a curated record
AUAAAUCCGCAAAGUAACUGUCACUCAGCACUGAGCAGUGAGCGGACACCAACAUUCCCAAAUUACAAUCUUUUGUUUCUUUCUGUGUCUCUCUCUUUCCCAUUCCUCUCUUCCCUUUCCUUCUCUCUGUUCAUGGCGCUAUGAGCUCCUCCGCCGGCUUCCGGAAUUCCGCGAUUCCGCAUCGCCAGAAACAUCGCAAUUCAUUCCUUUUCCGGUGCAACCUUCACAAGAAGAGAUACUCCUUCAUCGCCGGUCUCAGCUCCCCGGUGAAUUUCCGCCACCGAUUUCCCAAUUCCCAGCUUUCCGCUCGGAAGCUCGCCGCCGGCUUAUGGCAGCUUCGCUUUAUGGAGCGUUCUGGGAGUUAUGGCGGUGGGUCGUUUUGUUCGUCCAAGUCUGAGCUAGCUAAUGAGGAUUUAAGGAUCUACCCUCCCACUCAUCACAAAACCAGAGAUGGAUUUGAGAAGGUGAAAGAUCACCCAUCGAGGCUGCAUACUGUCUUGCAUUCAAGAAAUGGAACUCAAAAUGAGAUUGAAUCUUCUCUGCAGUGUCUUAAGUGUUGCAAGGAAGAGGCAACAAAAUGGGAUACUGAUCUUCCUGAAACAUCCAACCAGUUCCCUCAGAUUCAUGAUGUUAAACACAAUGAAGAGAGAAAUUUAGUAGGUGAUUCAAUUGUCUCUGCUCUUCUAGCAGAACUUCUUCGGGCUCAAAGGUGCAUAAAUAAGCUAAAAGCUGCAAAGAGGUCUUCUAAGAAAAAGGCACAACAAUUUGUUCACAAGUUUGAAGAAGAAAUGAUCUUUUGGAAGCAAAGAGAACUCAAAAAGUUUCAGUCAAUGUUGGAUGAGGUAAAGGAUAAACUGGGAAGGGAAAGGAGAAGCAGAGAGAGGAUGGAGUUGAUGAAUGCCAAGUUGUUACACAAGUUGGCUGAAGCCAACCAAUCGGCUAAGCACUUCAUGAAGAACUAUGAGGAAGAAAAACGAGGUCGAGAGUUAAUGGAGGAAGUGUGCAAUGAAUUAGCCAAGCAGGUAGGGGAAGACAAGUGUAGGCUUGAGGAGCUGGAGAUUGAAUCCAUGAAAAUUCUCAAGGAAGUGGAAGAAGAAAGGAAGAUGAUGCAGAUAUCCGAGCAUUUGCGCGAAGAACGGGUUCACAUGAAGUUGCUUGAUGCAAAACUCGCGCUUGAAGAAAAAUACAAUCAGAUGAUACAGUUCUUUGCUUUUCUCCAGAAUUCCCUAAGAUCAGAAGACAAAAACCAAGGCAUUGUGGAACUUUCAUGUGAUUUCUUAAAAUUUGAUGAUAUCUCUUCCAUUUAUGAGGAGCUCAGAAAUAACAACAGAGAUUAUGAGAAAGUGAUAAAACCGUGCGAAGAUGGCUUGAACAACCAUUCAACCAUACACAGGUCAAACUCAUCCACUGACUACAAUGCUGGUUUAGAAGUUGUCAGAGUCAACCAAGAGGAUGACUCUCCUGAGACACUAGUUACAGAGGUGUUAAAGAGGAAAGCUUGUUCUAGCUCUAAACUAAGGCCUUGCUUGACUAAUGGAACAACCAGUACUGUAUUUGCAGGGGUUUCGUCUUCAAUGGAAGGCUCAAGAGAUGAAGGCAGGUUCAGGCACUGGGAAUCAGAGGCCAUGAAUCCACACAUAACUCGUGGCAUGAAAGGUUGCAUAGAAUGGCCAAGAGGGGUCCCAAAAAGUAACUUGAAGGCUGUGCCUUUAGACGCAAAAUUGAGAAGCCAAAGGUCACAGUUGCAACACAUUCUUAAGUCAAAGGCUUAGGAACACGUUUGACGAGGGUCAAACUCGGUCAAACUUCUCUCGGGAUUUUUUGGUCCUGGCCUAUCCGUACACAUGAAAUAUGGCAGAGUUAUUAGAAAAGCAAUUGAGUUCUAUAGGCAAUUUCUAAUUGGAACAACCUCGGAAACAUUUCUUGCACUCAGUUUUUUUGAAAAUCAAUUUAUGGUAAUUGCAAUGUGGCUAUGAAGGAUGGAGAAUUGAAAAAAAAAAAAGAAAAGAAAAGAAAAGAAAAGAAAAAUGUAGUUACUGCAUUUUUUUUUUUUUUAUUUUCAUUCCACUGAUGCUGUACUUCAACCUCUAUUGGGCAAGGAAAGCGGUAAUAACUAAUGACAGCCUUUUAAACGAUUAA